AUGGUAACCAUAGUCGUCAGUAGCUCCAUGUAUACCGAGCGGCGACAGGCUAUUCGUAAUACGUGGGGUGCAAAUGGAAAAGCCUCAAAUUCAAAGCUGUUCUUCCUGUUGGGUACGUCCAUAAGCGGGAACAACGAUAUUGCAAAAGAAUUCGAGCUUUAUCAAGACAUUAUACAAGUGGAUAUAUUAGACAGGUACCAAAACCUGACUUACAAGUCGGUUGCAAUGCUUCAGUGGUUCAACGAUUAUUGUUCAAACGCUCAAGUGUACAUGAAAGCGGAUGACGACGUCUAUGUAAACACGGAUAAUGUUUUAACAAAACUGAUCACUCUGACGAACACAAGUAGAUUUUUCUUAUGUCACGUGUUUCGCAACGCACCUCCAAAUCGUGACGUAAGAUCGAAAUGGUACACGUCAGAAACCGAAUAUGAUAAGCCUUAUUUUCCAACGUACUGCUCGGGCAUUGCGUACAUCAUGCAUGGAACUAUUUUACAAGACCUAUAUUCAUCCGCGCGAAUAGCAAAAUACUUAACUAUGGAAGACGUUUUCAUUACCGGAAUUUCUGCGCGUGACUUGAAAGUAACGCACAUUCAUGACGAAAACAUCUGGUGGACAAAGGCGCCACCUAACGGCUGUGCCUUUCAGAAGUUGCUAGUCGCUCAUUACAUGACGCCAAACGACAUGUUUGUGGUGUUUUCCCAACUGCAGAGUAACGAGGUCAACUGUACGACGAACGUGAAUAAAUAUCUGAAAAUAGUUGAAGACAUGACCUGA
This is a messenger RNA of Dreissena polymorpha, 774 nucleotides long. Its product is annotated as beta-1,3-galactosyltransferase 5-like. Lineage: Eukaryota; Metazoa; Mollusca; Bivalvia; Myida; Dreissenidae. Gene Ontology annotation, cellular component: membrane. The record is from RefSeq and is a predicted model, not a curated record. The transcript has a single exon. The coding region runs from base 1 to 774 and encodes 257 amino acids. Gene Ontology annotation, molecular function: hexosyltransferase activity.